This is a messenger RNA of Penaeus indicus, 3113 nucleotides long. Its product is annotated as myelin transcription factor 1-like. The transcript has 4 exons. Bases 3 to 818 code for a protein of 271 amino acids. NCBI's taxonomy places the organism in Eukaryota, Metazoa, Arthropoda, Malacostraca, Decapoda, Penaeidae. The record is from RefSeq and is a predicted model, not a curated record.
GUAUGUCAGUUCUGCUUGCUCAGGAGUCAGAUGAUGUCACAAGUACAAAGAUGGAGAACCUUGCAAGCACCCCUGUGUCUUCAGCAAAGAAGAAGGCAGGCCGCAAACAUUCCCGGGAGAAGCAGCAGUUUGGCUCUAAGGACAGCGUAAAAAUUGUGAAUGAAAUUGGGGGACAACGUAACAAGGAACCUGUGGACCCAGCAGAAACACGGAGCUUAUUGGACGAAGACAAGUCAGAGAUCGACACUGGUGUUGAGAGCAGCCAGGACCCAGCCCUACAGCAGGCGGUGAAUCCUGAGGAACAGCCUCAGAAGGAGCUGCGAGCCCCCCAGGCAGAGGCAGAGGUAGAUGAGGUGGAAACUGGGGAAGAGGGGCCAGAGCUGGAAGAGGAAAACGAGGAAGAAAUUGAAGGAGAAGAAAACGACACCGAGAAUUCGCUCAGCUCCCUCCCCACUUUAGCCAUGAGGUGCGCUCCCAACUCGGAGGUGGACGUGGAGGACAGCAUAUCACAGGCUCCGACAGAAUCGCCUGUUUGGACCCCCAGAAAGGAGGAAGUGGAAGGAGGGAAAAAUCUAGAGAAAGAGGAGAACCUACGCAGGGAAAGAGCUAGCGCUUCCUCCGAGAGUGGAGUGCCAGCAUCACCUAACGGUGGGUUCUCCUCGCUCAGCCACCAAAGCGAUUCGCUGUCUCUGCCAGGCACGCCUCUCAGCAAUGCCUCGGUGAUCAGUCGGUCGUCCGAUGCCUCUGUCAGCUCAGCAUCGUCCACCCGCGCACUUCUUUCGCACCCCACUGACGGAUUUCCUUCCAGCGUGGUUUAGAUGUUCACUAUAGUGGAAGUGGUCUUUUUUCAUUCUUUCUUUCUUUAUUCAGUUUUAUUAUUAUGAUAAAUGUCAUUCUCAAGUUUAAGUCGCAAAUGAUACCCAUCGCAGUAUGAGUUGUGAGGUCUUUUGUAUUUUUGUUCAUUUUGCAUUUCUUAAAUUUUGCAAUAUGCAGAGUGGAAGAAUUUACAAGAUUUGCAUAUAUGAGCCAGAUGCAUGUAAUGUUGCUUUUGUCAUAAGUAGGGAAUUCUUUUUAAUAUUGAGAGGAGGUGUGUCGUUAAUUGUAUUUAAAGUAUUUCAGUCGUUACCGUCUUAAUCAUUCAUUUUUCUCAUACAGCAGAGUUGGUGCAUAAAGAACAUGUUAUGUAUAAAUUGUAAAGAUUGCAUAAUUAGCAUAGUAUUGUUAGUAUAUCAAUUUUAUUUGGGUCAUUCAUGGGCUGUUGGAAGGAUUAUCUCCUCAGUUUACAAAAAUUAUCAAGUUGUUACGUAUGGGCAAACCAAAUAUAGAAUUUUGAUGAAUGACCAAGCGAAAUAUGUGCUUUAGAUAUAAUCCAUUAAAAAAGUGUCAGUUUACUGUUAAAAGGAUAUUAGUGUAGAAUUUCACCGAUCAAAACAAAUUAUGAAUUCCAUCCGCUGUUUUUUAAGAUCUGCUGUCAAUCUAGCAAUUAUAGUUUAGUACCAAAGGACACAAAGGAAUUUUUUUUUUUUUUUUUACUGUUUGUUCAAGUCAUUUUGAGCUAAGAAUUAUAUGCCUGUGAUAUUAAGCAGAUCUGCUGUGUCUAUUCAUGUGUAUAUAUCAACUUUUUCUGUUUGUAAUGCUGUCAUUAUCCUAAAGGAUGAAUGUGUUCUGUCUCUCACUCUGUUCACAUAUCGUUAGAAAAGGUCACAAGGUAAUGGAGUACGUCAUUUAUAAGGGUUUAGUGUUAAACUUUUGUUAUUAACUUCUGAAAUGUAUAUCUUGCAAAUAUCAGAAUAUAAGAGAUAUUUACUAGGCUUGAAGUUUACUCUAAUGCAUCACAUGUCAUUCAAAGAGAUUCCUUUUGUGAUAUAGUUAGAAUUUUUGUUAUUGAUAGGGAAGAUUCAAAUGCAGUAUUUAUCACAUACAGUAUAUGAAACUGGAGGCAGUAUUUUUCAUCUUUUGGACACCUCUGUGAAGGUUUUGCAAAUUUUGUAGAUUUCAUGAACUCUUUACAGGAUGAAAAGAGAAAAGGGAGUUGAUUUAGUUAUGUUUGGUUAUGAAGUAGAUUCAGCUGAGGUGAUUUAUUGUUAAUGCUUUUGUUGUUAUUAAUUUUUUUUUUUUUUAUUAAUAUUAUUAUUUUAUUGUUUUAUUAUUAUUAUUAUUAUUAUUAUGAUAAUGAUAAUAGUAAUAAUAAUAAUAAUAAUAAUAAUAAUAAUACUCAUACUCAUACAACCAUUAUUAUUACUAUCAUUGUUGUUGUUUUUUCCUUUACUCUUAUUUUUAUUAUUAUUAUUUUUGCUUUAUUAUUACUGUUUUACUAUUAUCAUCACUACUACUUUUGUUUUUAUUAUUUUAUUAUCAUAUUAGCACUUUGAUUUUCAAAAUAUGUCUGCACAACCAUUGCCUGAAGUAUAUACGUAUAUAUAUUUUUGUUUAUCCUGAGAGCGCUGAAAAAAAAUCAGUUAUUGUUAACUUUAACUGAUUUUCAUUAUAGAAGGAUCAAAAGAAAUUGAGGUUAUGUAUAUAGUGCAAGGGCAUAAUUAUUCAUGCUAGAUGUUGAAGUCAUUAGGAAAAUAUUAUCAUUUACAAAUGGAAUAGAUUUAUAGAGGGAGACUAUGUCAAAAUAUUGGCUUUUACAUUUUUUUUUUUUUUUUUUUUCCCCCAUAAGCUAAUUAUUAUGCUAUAUUGCAUGCAAAUAUGUUGUGAUUGGAAAAUUGUGAAGGUAGAAAGCGUCCAAUCAGGAAGCUCAGUCCAAGAGAACUUAAUCUGAGGCUUGGAGAAUAUGAGAGUUUGAAGGAAUGAAGUGUCACUGCAUUGAGUUAUGGUUAUUUGGAAUUAUGAUUUUCAAAAAGAGAGAAAAAAACAAAAAGUUAAAAGUUACACUAUUGGUUGAUUGUGCAAUAAUUUUCAAAUUUGUAUGUAAGUAAUAUUUCUGUGAUAUAAUACGAUUACUUUAUAAUUUUUAAUGGACCUUUUUUUUUUUUGGCUAAUUUUAAGACAGUGUAUAAACUAUAACAUAAAAAUUAGCAUUAAUUUCUGUAGACGGAUAUUAGAAAUAAUGUGUACAAAUGCGGUAAUAUACAUAAGAUUAAGGAAAAAUAAAAGUUAUUCUAAAA